AUGUGCACAGCGAGUUCCACAAUAUCAGAAUCAGAUGUUGCUCUUUUAGAGUGUAUUCGCCAGCAUCUUCUCAACGACGACGACUUUGAAACCCUAGCGAAAAUCGCUGAAAAUGUUCAAUUUCAUUUGCCAGUCUCAAGUUCCAACACAUUUCCGUCGUUGGAGACAACUAUGUCCUUCGAAGCAAAUGACGGCGACGUGGACAUCCAUCACGAUCCUCUGAAAGAUGCUGUGGGAUUCGAAUCAGCCAGCUCGUUGAAUCAGCAACCGGUUGUGGAUCGUGGACACGUCGAAGCAAAUGAGGCUAUGCCUGCGGUGGUGCACGAAUAUGAUGCCCGGCCUGGAGGGUGUGUAUACCGGGGAGUGAGGAGGUGGCCAUCGGGGAAGUAUGCGGCGGAGAUUCGGGACCCAAAGAAGAAUGGUGCAAGGAGAUGGCUCGGGACUUACAAGACGCCACAGGAGGAGGCUGCGUUGGCUUAUGACCGGCCCGUUCGCGAUGCGUGGGACCAAGGCCAGGCUAAAUUUCCCUCACUUGAUUGA
This is a messenger RNA of Eucalyptus grandis, 540 nucleotides long. Its product is annotated as ethylene-responsive transcription factor 2. Gene Ontology annotation, biological process: regulation of DNA-templated transcription; ethylene-activated signaling pathway. Gene Ontology annotation, molecular function: DNA-binding transcription factor activity; DNA binding. The record is from RefSeq and is a predicted model, not a curated record. The transcript has a single exon. NCBI's taxonomy places the organism in Eukaryota, Viridiplantae, Streptophyta, Magnoliopsida, Myrtales, Myrtaceae. The coding region runs from base 1 to 540 and encodes 179 amino acids.